Messenger RNA from Haliotis rubra (blacklip abalone), 1013 nucleotides. RefSeq lists its product as uncharacterized. The coding region runs from base 6 to 1013 and encodes 335 amino acids. The record is from RefSeq and is a predicted model, not a curated record. NCBI's taxonomy places the organism in Eukaryota, Metazoa, Mollusca, Gastropoda, Lepetellida, Haliotidae. The transcript is spliced from 4 exons.
CCACGAUGAACAGGUUCAACUUCCUGUGGCAUCUGAUGGUAACCACAGGUAUUUUGAAAGAUACAAUAGGAAAAGCCUUCAUACAAACAAAUGGUCAGCUGACGACGAACAUUGAUAUCAGCCAGAAGGAGUCGCUGCUACUGCAAGUGAGAGGCUGUGCUAAGCUCUACGUUGUGCUCCGUGAGAACGAGGGUGGAGAAGAAGCAGCUAUUGGAAUUGGGAUUAAGUCUAAUAAUGGAAUUAUAAUAAAGCCAUGCCACACCUGCACAGUGAAAUACGGUGCCGAGUCAGCAUAUCUCGACUGCACAGCCUUUAAGCCCUUUUGGAUAACCUGGGCGGGACUGACAGUGAAGAUUGGUCGCGGCCAUGAGGUGGGGAUGCAAGAAAUUCUAUCAACAACAUCAACCAAGUCCUACAAAGUCAACUUCCUGGUCCUCGAGGGCGUUGCUAACUGGAUCAUUGAAAAUGAGGUCUCGAAGUGUGGCCGUCACUUGUACCAACGCAUUGUGCAACCUCUGGAAGGUAUGAUCAACGACCUGGAAGUGUUCCACUCCUUUGCUGCUGCCGACAUCGUCCGCUGCCUUAAAACAUGCCACGAAAUCCAAGGAUGUCAAAGCAUCAACUACAACAAGCAAGACGGCACCUGUGAGCUCUUUGCUGCUUUGCCUGGGAAUGGUGACUUCAAGGCCAAGGCCAAUUUGCAGUCAGAGUUGAGUUUAUCACUUCCCUUGAGGACCCGUGCCAGGAAAGAAGUCACACCUAUUCAACAGAUCUUCGAAGAUGAGACGAGAACCUUGACCAUCGAUGAAGUUGCCACAACACCCUCCUUCGCUAGCAUUGAAGCUGGUCUCUACCGACACCGCCGGAAAAAUCUUCCUCCACUCCCAAAGACCCUGGCUGAUGUGUGCAUAGAAGACCAGUGGGCUGAGACCAGUGACGGAAGUCAAUUCUUCGCCAUAGGCGAUGGUGUCGACAAUACGUCAUACGCCUCACUUGGAGGGCUGGCACUCUAG